Messenger RNA from Arctia plantaginis, 1032 nucleotides. NCBI's taxonomy places the organism in Eukaryota, Metazoa, Arthropoda, Insecta, Lepidoptera, Erebidae. The record is from the annotation of a GenBank genome assembly.
AUGUCUAGUUUACCAAAAACUAUGCGAGCCGUUGGCCUCUAUAAAUAUUUGCCGAUAUCAGAUGUCAACAGUCUUGUUGAUUUAGAAGUGAAAUUACCAACAUGUGGGAAAACUGAUGUGCUCGUAGAGGUUAAGGCUACAUCUGUGAAUCCUAUCGACACAAAGCAGCGGGCGCCGAAGCCAACAAUAGAAACUAUACCUAGGAUUUUAGGCUGGGACGGCGCUGGAGUCGUAGUGGGCAAAGGUGAGAGCGCAAGCUUAUUUAAUAUUGGCGAUGAGGUGUUUUUCACGGGUGAUAUCAGAAGGCCCGGAUCCUACGCCCAAUACAUAGCGGUUGAUCAAUUAUUAGUAGGGCCAAAACCGAAGAAUUUAACUUUUGAACAAGCUGCUGCGAUGCCGCUCACUGCCCUUACUGCUUUCGAAUCACUUUACGAUCGUUUAUUGCUAUCAGAGAAAGAUAAAGGAAAGAGUUUGUUAAUUAUAAACAGCGCUGGAGGAGUUGGAGCAGUUGCUUCUCAACUUGGCAAGCUAUUAGGACUUCAAGUGAUUGGUACGGCUUCUCGACCAGAAACAGAGGCUUUUACUCGUGAGAAUGGAGCUGACCUCGUCUUCAACCAUACUAAAGAUCUGAUAUCUCAGUUGAAAAAUAAUGGUUAUGGAAUGGGAGUAGACUUUAUUCUAGUUAAUUAUGAUCCGGCUCCUUAUUGGGAUACAUUAAUGACUGCUAUUAAACCAGAAGGAAGAAUAUGUUUGGUUGUCGAUAGUAGUAAACCGUUAGAUUUGAGGCCGCUGAAAGAUAAGAGUUUGACUCUGGUGUCCGAAAUGAUGGCGACAAGACAGAAGUAUAAUACUGAUGGAAAAUUCAGACAGCAUGAGCUCCUGAAAAAAGUGUCCACAUUGUUUGACGAAGGAAAACUGAAGUGCACCUUAACUAAAACAAUGUCACCAAUAAAUGCUGCUAAUUUGAGAGAAGCACAUAAAAUAAUUGAGUCACAGAAAAUGGUGGGCAAAUUAGUGUUGACUCAGUUUUAA